Molecule: messenger RNA, 1329 nt
Organism: Medioppia subpectinata
Lineage: Eukaryota; Metazoa; Arthropoda; Arachnida; Sarcoptiformes; Oppiidae
Source: the annotation of a GenBank genome assembly
AUGUACCUAAUGUACCAUGAUCUAUUGCAGUACCAAAUCGGACAGUUGUAUUCAGUGGCCGAGGCGUCCAAGAAUGAGACCGGAGGUGGAGAGGGGGUCGAAUACCAAAUCGGACAGUUGUAUUCAGUGGCCGAGGCGUCCAAGAAUGAGACCGGAGGUGGAGAGGGGGUCGAAGUGCUGAAGAACGAGCCCUUCGACAACUACCCCCUAUUGGGCGGCAAAUUCACGAAAGGCCAGUACACCAAAAAGAUAUACCACUUGGCCAGCAAAGUGCCAGCUCUGGUCAAAUUCCUGGCGGGGUUUCCCAGAGAGCUCUAUAAUCCGGAUUAUAUGAAGCAAAACUUCUGCAUCACAAUCGAGACAAUGCAUUCGCCCGAUAGAGGAACUCAAGAGAAUGCACACCAAUUGUCACCCGAGAAGUUAAAGGCCAGAGAAGUGAUGUACUUAGACAUCGCCAACGAUACUGUUCUGACCAAAGAUUACAAAGCGGGUGAAGACCCGACACGUAUGAAGUCGGAGAAGACGGGAAGGGGUCCUCUCACUGACAAGAACUGGCGCGAGACCGUAGAGCCCGUGAUGUGCGCCUAUAAGUUAGUGACCGUUGAAUUCCGAUGGUUUGGAUUCCAGACUAAAGUCGAGUCAUUUAUUCAAAAGACGGAAAGGCGUAUAUUUUUAAAUUUUCACCGACAAGUGUUCUGUUGGAUCGAUCGAUGGCACGGAUUAACGAUGAAUGACAUCAGAAAUAUUGAAGAAGAAACCAAACGAGAGUUGGAUGAGAAUCCGGAUUAUAUGAAGCAAAACUUCUGCAUCACAAUCGAGACAAUGCAUUCACCCGAUAGAGGAACUCAAGAGAAUGCGCACCAAUUGUCACCCGAGAAGUUAAAGGCCAGAGAAGUGAUGUACUUAGACAUCGCCAACGAUACUGUUCUGACCAAAGAUUACAAAGCGGAUGAAGACCCGACACGUAUGAAGUCGGAGAAGACGGGAAGGGGUCCUCUCACUGACAAGAAUUGGCGCGAGACCGUAGAGCCCGUGAUGUGCGCCUAUAAGUUAGUGACCGUUGAAUUCCGAUGGUUUGGAUUUCAGACUAAAGUCGAGUCAUUUAUUCAAAAGACGGAAAGGCGUAUAUUUUUAAAUUUUCACCGACAAGUGUUCUGUUGGAUCGAUCGAUGGCACGGAUUAACGAUGAAUGACAUCAGAAAUAUUGAAGAACAAACCAGACGAGAGUUGGAUGAGCAACGAAAUCAGGGGGCAGUCAGAGGAACGCAAAACGAGGAUUAAUAAUAAGAAAUGGUUUUAAAUUUAAUUAAUAUUAAAUAAUUUAUGUUG